Molecule: messenger RNA, 1332 nt
Organism: Hymenoscyphus albidus
Lineage: Eukaryota; Fungi; Ascomycota; Leotiomycetes; Helotiales; Helotiaceae
Source: the annotation of a GenBank genome assembly
AUGUCUGGAAGUGUUGAUGCUCUUUUGUCGUCAGUACUUGAGUACAAUGUCUACAUAAGCUUUUACUCCCGACACACCACCAUUACCCCACCACCACUUCAACCUCCACUUCAAACCUACGAGUACCAAGGGACCUAUAGCUACGAGGAGCUGCGAGUACAGCUACAUCAAAGCUACAGCCACAGUCCAUACAUAACAUCAAUCCCUUCUUCCCCACUGGCCAUGGCCUCAACGCGCAAAAGGGCUUCGAGCAAUGCAGCCAGAGCCGCCUCCGCCUCCCACCAGAAAGCAGUCACAAUCCCUACCUAUGUGCCCAAGUCAACACACGUAUCCGACUCGGCUCUCCAACCCUUUCUCAACCCCAACUUUGACCCCGCCGAAUACCUCAACUCCACUCUUCCCUCUCUGCACACAUCCAGUGUCUCUCAACCCUCAAAAGGCAGCGCGCCGCUUGGAGAACUUUACAUCCAAACCCAGACCCUUCUGUCCCAGCUCAGUGCGAAUACUACCAGACUCACCACCACCCUCACCCAAUUGACCGAUGAGAUUCUUCGAAGUGGGAGUCGCCUGGCAUACGAGGUCGAGGUUUUACGGGGGGAGACAUUGGGGUUAUCAGAGGCCUUGACCGAGGGCCUGCAUGAAGAUGUGGCCAAGUUUGUGCCUACUGGACUGGAGCAAGACCUGGUGCGCAAACAACCCAAGUCAAUCGAAGUCAAUGCCAGUGGGCACACCAGAAGGGCAUCAACAGCGGCAGCCCCCAAGACCCCCGUCAAAGAAGAUUUGCCUUCUCUCGUGGAUCCGCCAUACAUCACACAACUACGCACUCUCACACUGGUACGCUCACGGCUCGAUACGGUGAUAAAGACGUUUGGCGAAGCCAUGGCUUGGACAUUCCCACCCUCAGAGGUUUCCGUAACUUCUUCCUUCUUGUCUGUCUCGGCUCCUGAGCCUGGCUCGGAAAUUCAUAGUACAGAGGAGAAAGGGCAACAAGUGUCGAAGAAGUUGCGGGAAGAGAUUGCGGAUCUGUUGAUUGGAGGUGACCCGAUUGAUGGGACUGAGGCUGCUGCAAAAAGAGUUGAAGAGCUCAAAGAUCUAGCCAUCGUAUGGAAGGGGACCGCGGAAGAAAGGGCAAGAGUAAAAUUUGUAGAAAGUUUAGCAAAAUUGGUCGAAGAUAGGCACCGCGAAUUAUUAAGAGAUGCCGAGCAGGGCUCACGCCUAAGUCAGCGAGUAGAAUCGCUACAAGAGGAAGAGUCAGAAACCACCGAGGGCGAGACCAUGUUCCAGGGCGGUUACGGAUUCCUCAGUCAGUUGCAAAAGCUUAGAGGUGCUUGA